Mangifera indica (mango) is the source of this 1928-nucleotide messenger RNA. Its product is annotated as protein ROOT INITIATION DEFECTIVE 3-like. Gene Ontology annotation, cellular component: nuclear pre-replicative complex. Gene Ontology annotation, molecular function: protein binding. The record is from RefSeq and is a predicted model, not a curated record. Gene Ontology annotation, biological process: DNA-templated DNA replication; rRNA processing. The transcript has 8 exons. NCBI's taxonomy places the organism in Eukaryota, Viridiplantae, Streptophyta, Magnoliopsida, Sapindales, Anacardiaceae. The coding region runs from base 299 to 1750 and encodes 483 amino acids.
UGAGCUAAUCCAUGCAUCAGAGUAGCCAUUUUGUCUUCAUCCUCAAAUCCCACCAUUGGCCACUCCUCACGCCUCGUUGCCUGCACGAACAACAUUUGUAGAUUUCAAUAACCACGCUGCUAAGAUGCAAAAUUCCCCAACUAACUUCGUCUCUUUCACAAAUGAAUCCGCCACUUGCCAAUCACCCACGCAUCUCCUCAAACCACUCCCGCAUGUAAGGCUGCACACUCACACUAUUACGCGGAUAUAAAAGGAAUGAUACAAGAAGAAGAAGAAGAAGAAGGAUAUACAAUUCAAGAUGAGUGAAGGAAGUGAGGCAUUGGUGGUUUGUAGUGAUAGGAGUUUAAAAGUUGGGAUGACAAUUUGGGAUAUUGAAACCGGGGAUCAGAUUCUUCGGAUACCGAGUUGUGCUGCUUCUCCCCAUGGCUUAUUGUGUUUGAGAAAUCAAUAUCUUGCAGCUUCUCAGGUUAAUAGACAUGGCUCUCUUGGUGGUGGUAGUGUCUUCAUGUGGGCAUUAAAUAAGCCUCAACCACCACUUCGAAGCUACACAAUGGAAGCCAUGGGGCCAAUUUGUUGCUCAAAUGAUGGUGUGUAUCUUGCUGGUGGUGCUUCUUCAGGGAAUGCUUAUAUCUGGGAGGUUGCUAAUGGAAGAUUACUGGCUAUGUGGCGUGCCCAUUAUAAAUCUUUAAAGUGCAUGGUCUUUUCAGAUGAUGGUUCCCUUCUUAUUUCUGGUUCAGAUGAUGGUAUGAUCUGCAUUUGGUCUAUGAUUAGAUUAAUGAAGAAAACCUCUGAAAUGAUGCAUCAUUCCAAUCAUUCAGAGAGUUGCUUGUUGGAAAUGGAAGAUUCUGGCAGUGAAACUUCUUUGUUACAUUAUUCAUUGGAGCAUAAGUCCUCCAUUACCGGUUUGCUAACUGUAUCUAGCUCACAUUUUGUAUCUUGCUCCCUUGAUGCAACAUGCAAGGUUUGGGAUUUAAUCUCAGGAAGGCUUAUACAAACACAAGUUUAUCCUCUAGCUUUAACUGCAAUUCUUCUUGAUCUGGUACGGCUGCUCAUGUUUGUAGGCAGUGUUGAUGGGAGAAUAUUUGUUAACAGGCUUGAAUUUGGGAUAGGACUGGAUGACCCUAUAAUUGUUGCAGAAGAUGAGUCUCGCAUGCUUAAAGGACACAGUGAAGCAAUAACUGCAUUGACCUUGAGUGCAUCCUAUCUGAUAUCAGCAUCAGAAGAUAGAACUGUCUGUCUCUGGGAUGUCAGUCGUAGGGUGAUCGUUCGAAGAUUCGACCAUGAUAAAGGACCGGUAACUAAUCUGUUAGUGAUUCCAAAGUUCUCACUACUUUCAUCGUCAAGCCAUCAAAAAGUGUCCAAUAAGUUCCGCAUUUCUCUGCUGGAUAAGUAUCCUCAGCAAGAUAACUUUUCAAAGGGAAUGAAAACCCUCCUCCAUUCACAUUUUUCUAGACAAGAUGAUGAAUUCUGCAAAAUUUUCCAAGGAACCAAGUCACUAGAUCAGUAUAUGUGUGAACUGCAGCUAGAAGGAACACCUGCUGCCAUGGAAAUGAAAGUGGAAACAAGCACAGAUUAUCGGACAUGGGCCACAAGAAUGACCAAGCAUGUGAUGGAGAUGAAUAAGCAUUUGCAAUCUCGACUGCUGGACCUUAUGCAAUGCCGAUUGUUAAGGUCCAGAGAAGCUGACUUACCCGCAACCAGAAACAAAAAGAAGCUCAAGAUAGAAAGCCUAUCACCCAGUGAUGAGUAGCACAUACAGCCCUCAGGUUAAUUAUCCCAGAAUUCUUCAUAAAAACUACAUUAAAAACAAAAAAGAAAAAAAAAAGAAUUCAAAUUCCAUAGUUAUUGUACCCCUGCCUAUAAGACUUUGUGAAUUUUAUACCUUUGAAAGUUGAAAUACAGUGCAAACAAUUGCAGGCUUAUGGUAA